AUGGGUAUAAAUGUGCAGUACUGCGACAAUGGUGUUAUUAUCACACAAACACUAGCUAUGAAGGAAGUCCAUGUUAAACAUAGUAGUUUGAACUUAACUCAUAUACUAAUUAAGAUUCUCGAAUCGUAUGGUGUAAGCCUGGUCCAAAUUUGCUCUAUAACCAUAGACAACGCUGCGAAUAUGGUCAGUCUAGGGAAUUUGGUCAACAAAGAGUUACAAAAUAUUGAUAAAAUGAAUAGCGACAAAAACGAACAUAACAUAAUAGAUAUGGAGUGUGAAGAUGACGAAAGUGAUGGAGAAAAUGAGGAUGUAGCACACCCACCGUGCGAUGAUGUCGCUGCUUUAGACGCUAGCUAUUAUGAAAUUUAUUCAAAUUUGGAAAUCGAUUUUGCAGCAAGCGAUAAUAUUACCGUAAUAAGAUGUGCUUCACAUACCUUGAAUUUAGCUGUAUGUGAUUUUCUAAAAGAAAUCAAAGACAUACGGAGCAAAGUAAAAACGGUCGUUAAAAAACUAAGAACUCCGACAUUAUUGCAUCUGCUACGUGCAGAAAAGCUGCGUAAACCUGUUAUCGAAUGCGUAACGCGUUGCGGCUCCACAUACAACAUGUUUUUAAGUUUAUUGCAGCUUAAAAGUGUUUGUGAGAAAAGCUCAGCUGAUAUUGCAGAUUUGCAUAUAAGCGAACCAGAGUGGUUGACUAUCAAAAGUGUUUGUUCAGUUUUGGAGCCCGUUUAUUCAAUUUCCAUAAAACUUCAAAAAAAGAUCUUGCUUUAA
Rhagoletis zephyria (snowberry fruit fly) is the source of this 771-nucleotide messenger RNA. RefSeq lists its product as uncharacterized. The record is from RefSeq and is a predicted model, not a curated record. NCBI's taxonomy places the organism in Eukaryota, Metazoa, Arthropoda, Insecta, Diptera, Tephritidae.